UUUAAACAUAAAGAAGAUAGUACCGUUAAAUAACCACAGCCUUACAUACUGACGCUUUGCUCUUGCACAGCCACAUCAUAUUCUUCAUCGACCAAAAACCACCACAAUUUAACAUCUGGCCUGAAUUUCUGCAACUGGCUCUUCUUUACAAUCUCCAAAUUCACAGUCUUUUCUCAGUUCAUGGCUUCUUCAAUGCUCUACGGAGCUGAAAAUCUAAGUCUUGUUCGAGCCAUGAACUGCAAAACCCACAAAGGACUAAGUUUUUUAGGCUCAGAUUUGCAUGGUAAGCAUUUCUCACGAGUGAACUUAGCUUCAAACUGUUCUAAAAUCUUGAAAACAAGAAAUAUAGCAGUGAAAUGUAGUUUAUCAGCUUCAAGACCAGCUUCUCAGCCCAGGUUUAUCCAGCACAAAAAGGAAGCUUUUUGGUUCUAUAGAUUCUUGUCAAUAGUAUAUGACCAUGUGAUAAACCCUGGUCACUGGACUGAGGACAUGAGAGAUGAUGCUUUGGAGCCGGCUGAUCUUAGUGACCGGAAUAUGUUAGUGGUGGAUGUGGGUGGUGGUACUGGCUUCACUACUUUGGGUAUUGUUAAGCAUGUGGAUGCUAAGAAUGUUACCAUUCUUGAUCAGUCUCCUCAUCAGCUUGCGAAAGCUAAGCAAAAGGAGGCAUUGAAGGAGUGUAAGAUUAUUGAGGGUGAUGCUGAGGAUCUUCCGUUUCGUACUGAUUAUGCUGAUAGAUAUGUUUCUGCUGGCAGUAUUGAGUACUGGCCAGAUCCGCAACGCGGCAUCAGAGAAGCAUAUAGGGUCUUGAAACUAGGAGGAAAAGCCUGUGUAAUUGGUCCCGUCUACCCAACGUUUUGGCUGUCUCGGUUCUUUGCAGAUGUUUGGAUGCUCUUCCCAAAGGAGGAAGAGUACAUUGAGUGGUUCCAAAAGGCUGGGUUUAAGGAUGUUCAACUGAAGAGGAUUGGCCCAAAAUGGUAUCGUGGUGUUCGACGUCAUGGCCUGAUCAUGGGGUGUUCUGUAACGGGUGUUAAACCCGCAUCUGGAGAUUCUCCUUUAGAGCUUGGUCCAAAGGAAGAGGAUGUGUCAAAGCCGGUGAAUCCAUUGGUGUUCUUACUGCGAUUUCUUUUGGGUGUUAUGGCAGCAGCAUACUAUGUGCUGGUCCCUAUCUACAUGUGGCUCAAAGAUCAAAUCGUGCCCAAAGGUAGACCAAUAUAAAAGAGACGUGGCUUAAAGAUCUCUGUACCCAGAGAUUGCACCAAUGUAAGACAGGUCCUAGUCAGUUUUCCGCCUGUUACGGUCGACCAAACUUGGAUUGCAAAUGUAGAAAUGCAUUUAGAUUCAGCCUUUGCUUAGUCUAAACAAGGAAAAUAAGAUUUGCUUUGAAUUGCUUAUGAAAUUCUGUUGCGUAUUCGAAAAGAUUGGUUAAGAGUUUCA
Messenger RNA from Mercurialis annua (annual mercury), 1434 nucleotides. Its product is annotated as 2-methyl-6-phytyl-1,4-hydroquinone methyltransferase, chloroplastic. Lineage: Eukaryota; Viridiplantae; Streptophyta; Magnoliopsida; Malpighiales; Euphorbiaceae. The coding region runs from base 181 to 1215 and encodes 344 amino acids. Gene Ontology annotation, molecular function: 2-methyl-6-phytyl-1,4-benzoquinone methyltransferase activity. The record is from RefSeq and is a predicted model, not a curated record. The transcript has 3 exons. Gene Ontology annotation, biological process: methylation.